Messenger RNA from Betta splendens (Siamese fighting fish), 3485 nucleotides. RefSeq lists its product as uncharacterized. The transcript is spliced from 20 exons. The record is from RefSeq and is a predicted model, not a curated record. Lineage: Eukaryota; Metazoa; Chordata; Actinopteri; Anabantiformes; Osphronemidae. Gene Ontology annotation, biological process: regulation of apoptotic process; proteolysis. The coding region runs from base 53 to 3382 and encodes 1109 amino acids. Gene Ontology annotation, molecular function: cysteine-type endopeptidase activity.
AUUUACACGCAUCAGCCCGCGCAAAGUUGUGAACGAUGGCGGGUAAGAGCGUAUGCAUUGUGCAUCAAACUGCUUAUACUGUAGUACAAUAUCCUUUAUGUCGGCGGUAUUAGACGGCCAUUCACCGGAAACGAAGACUCGCAACAAAACGGAAUCUCUCUCACCGAGCCGAGUAGAGGUUGGAUUUUGGGUUCGUUGGAUCUCGUCAGAGGCGAUCCAGACGGAGCAACUUGGUACCAUAAGAAGAAAGUUUGUGGAAUCUGUGUCCAAACCAGUGAUCAGUGAGCUCCUGGACGAUCUUUUACAGGAUGGCAUCUUGAAUGACGAAGAGAAAGACUUUAUAGUCGAGGAGGACCAUGACAGAGCAGACAGAGCACGAGGUCUCAUCGACAUUGUGAAGAGGAAAGGAGAUGAAGCCAGUAAAAAGAUGAUCGCUCACAUUAAACGGGCUGAUCCAACCCUUUACUCUAAACUGGUUCUGUCUCGUGCUGAACCACCAGCGAAGGAGAAACAGAAGAUAACGCAGGAGCAACUUGGUACCAUAAGAAGAAAGUUUGUGGAAUCGGUGUCCAAACCAGUGAUCAGUGAGCUCCUGGACGACCUUUUACAGGAUGGCAUCUUGAAUGACGAAGAGAAAGACUUUAUAGUCGAGGAGGACCAUGACAGAGCAGACAGAGCACGAGGUCUCAUCGACAUUGUGAAGAGGAAAGGAGAUGAAGCCAGUAAAAAGAUGAUCGCUCACAUUAAACAGACUGAUCCAACCCUUUACUCUAAACUGGUUCUGUCUCGUGCUGAACCACCAGCGAAGGAGAAACAGAAGAUAACGCAGGAGCAACUUGGUACCAUAAGAAGAAAGUUUGUGGAAUCGGUGUCCGAACCAGUGAUCAGUGAGCUCCUGGACGAUCUUUUACAGGAUGGCAUCUUGAAUGAUGAAGAGAAAGACUUUAUAGUCGAGGAGGACCAUGACAGAGCAGACAGAGCACGAGGUCUCAUCGACAUUGUGAAGAGGAAAGGAGAUGAAGCCAGUAAAAAGAUGAUCGCUCACAUUAAACGGGCUGAUCCAACACUUUACUCUGAACUGGUUCUGUCUCAUGCUGAACCACCAGCGAAGGAGAAACAGAAGAUAACGCAGGAGCAACUUGGUACCAUAAGAAGAAAGUUUGUGGAAUCGGUGUCCAAACCAGUGAUCAGUGAGCUCCUGGACGACCUUUUACAGGAUGGCAUCUUGAAUGACGAAGAGAAAGACUUUAUAGUCGAGGAGGACCAUGACAGAGCAGACAGAGCACGAGGUCUCAUCGACAUUGUGAAGAGGAAAGGAGAUGAAGCCAGUAAAAAGAUGAUCGCUCACCUUCAACAGACUGAUCCAACACUUUACUCUGAACUGGUUCUGUCUCGUGCUGAACCACCAGCGAAGGAGAAACAGAAGAUAACGCAUGAGCAACUUGGUACCAUAAGAAGAAAGUUUGUGGAAUCGGUGUCCAAACCAGUGAUCAGUGAGCUCCUGGACGACCUUUUACAGGAUGGCAUCUUGAAUGACGAAGAGAAAGACUUUAUAGUCGAGGAGGACCAUGACAGAGCAGACAGAGCACGAGGUCUCAUCGACAUUGUGAAGAGGAAAGGAGAUGAAGCCAGUAAAAAGAUGAUCGCUCACCUUCAACAGACUGAUCCAACACUUUACUCUGAACUGGUUCUGUCUCAUGCUGAACCGCCAGCGAAGGAGAAACAGAAGAUGACGCUGGAUGAGACGGAUAAUGACAUUUACCCUGUCACAAAAGAAAACGUCAAAAACCGCGUGGCUCUGCUAAUCACUAACAUAACAUUUACGAAUGUGAUGUAUAACAGAGGCGGAGCCGAUAUAGAUGAGAAGAACAUGGAGAAGCUGCUCUCUAGUCUGGGAUACGAGGUGGUGAAACACACCGACCUCACAGCAGAGCAAAUACAUAAAGCCGUCCUCGAUUUCUCCAAACACCCAAAACUCAGGCAGACGGACAGCGUGUGGGUGGUUAUGAUGUCUCACGGGAAACUGGGAAACAUUCUUGGGGUCAACUAUAAUGAAGACGACGCGAAACCGGACCAGUUCAGCAUCAACAACAUUUACACGUGCUUAGAUUCCGCGCACUGCCCGGCGCUGCUCAACAAGCCCAAGGUCAUCGUCAUGCGACGCUUUGAAGACUUUAGUAAAGGCAAAAUUAGACAGAUGCCAACUAAGGACAGAUGCACUCUGACCAAACACUUCUACGUCUUCCCUCAGAAGGAGCUCGGCAGAGUGAGGGGCAGGUUUGUGGACAAGGUGUCCAAACCGCUUCUCAAGCAGCUGCUGGACGACCUGCUGGAGGACGGUCUGCUGAACGACGGGGAGAAGGACUCUGUGCUGGAGGACCACACCGGCAAAGCGGACAUGGCGCGCGCCCUCGUCGACAUGGUGAGGAAGAAAGGCGACCGCGCGAGCAGGAAGAUGAUCGCUCACCUGGAGGACAGAGACCCCACGCUUCACGCGGAGCUGGGUCUGUCCUGCGGCCCAGCCGCCCGUCCGACGGGGCCGAGCUGGUCGAAUAAGCUGAUCGCCACCACUGACGCGUUAUGGAAGGAGAAAGUGAAUGACAAAAAUGUUUACCCUGUAUCAGAGAACCAGAUUAAGAGUCGCGUGGCGCUGCUGAUCACAAAUAGAAACUUCUUGAAUGAGAAGAUGAACAGGUAUGGGGCUGAGAAGGAUGAGGAGAACAUGGAGAGGCUGCUGGCGUCGCUGCGCUACGAGGUGGUGAAACACAGGGACCUCACUGCGAAGGGCAUGGACGACGCUCUCAUCCGCUUCUCCAAGCACCCGAAGCUCAGGGCGACGGACAGCGUGUUCGUGGUCAUCAUGUCCCACGGGAAGCUGGGAGCCGUGCUCGGCGUGAACGCGCAGGCGGAGGAACCGGACGAAUUGCCCAUCGACAACAUCUACAAGCACCUGGGGACGGAGGAGUGUCCGGCGCUGCUCAACAAGCCCAAGAUCAUCAUCAUCCAGGCCUGCAGGGGAGAAAAUAAGGGGGCGGUGCUCGUCAGUGACGUGGUCUGUGACGACUCGUCGUGCUCGGGAGCUGCUGGCGAAGACCACAUCGUGGAUGACGCCUUGCUGGUUGCGCACAAGGAGAAGGAUUUCGCUUCUCUCCUGUCCAGCACCCCCGACACCGUCUCCUACAGAGAGACAAACAGGGGCUCGUUUCUUAUCCAGUACCUUGUGGAGAUUUUCAACACCUGCUCCCACGAAGACGACAUUGACGAACUUUUCAGAAAAGUCAUGCAACGCUUUGAGGAGUUUCCCUGUGAGACCAAGAGACAGAUGCCAACAAAAGACAGAUGCACCUUAACGAAGCGGUUCUACCUGUUCCCAGGUCACUGACUGUCAGUGUCAGUGCGAGUCUUCUUUCACAGACAAAACAAUGUUUGCUUCGCUUAAUGGGAGAUUAAUAAAACAUUUAGCUUCAAGCUUUAUGCAACACUGA